Molecule: messenger RNA, 444 nt
Organism: Papaver somniferum (opium poppy)
Lineage: Eukaryota; Viridiplantae; Streptophyta; Magnoliopsida; Ranunculales; Papaveraceae
Product: glycine-rich cell wall structural protein 1-like
Exons: 1
Coding region: 1-444 (147 amino acids)
Source: RefSeq, a predicted model, not a curated record
AUGACCGCAAAGCUGUUUUUACUUGUGUUCCUUGGUGCCCUUGUUUGUGCCAAUGCUAGAAGUCUUUCCAAGGAUAAGCAAGGUCAUUCUUUUGAAGAGGAGAAGACCUUCUUCGGCGGUGGUUUGGGAGGAGGUUCUGGUAUAGGAGGUGGUCUUGGGGGAGGUGGUGGCGGAGGAUUUGGUGGAGGCGGUGGUGGUGGAUUUGGUGGAAGCGGUGGAUUUGGAGGUGGUUCUGGAGCUGGUUUUGGUGGUGGUGUACAAUAUGGAGGUGGGUAUGUAUAUGGUGGAGGACUUGGAGGUGGCGGUGGAGGAGGAUUCAAUGGAGGUGGUGGUGGUGGACUUGGAGGUGGGGGUGGAGGAUUUGGUGGUGGUGGUGGUGGACUUGGCGGUGGGUAUGGAGCUGGAGGGGGAGCUGGUGGAGGGUUUGGAGGUGGAUUUCAUUAG